Molecule: messenger RNA, 987 nt
Organism: Lindgomyces ingoldianus
Lineage: Eukaryota; Fungi; Ascomycota; Dothideomycetes; Pleosporales; Lindgomycetaceae
Exons: 9
Coding region: 1-987 (328 amino acids)
Source: RefSeq, a predicted model, not a curated record
AUGCCGAAUUUUGUUUUUGGGGCUACAAGAACCCUAGCUGUCAUUCUGCUGUCAGUUGUGGCUGAGCCGUGCUACAGGCCCUUGCGAUCUUCAAUGUUUCUUAUUCUAUCGCGCCACUUCUAUGCGCCAGGAGCCACUCGUCUACGUUACGUAUAUUUAAGUACUGUGGAUAGAACUGCCUGGAUGUAUUCUAAGAGUCCAGUCCGUAGGAUUCUCUUAGCUACUUAUACUGCCAUUAACGGGCUACAGAGGAUGCGUUUAAUAUCAACGCAUAGACAUUUUCUAUCGUCUACAUUCGUGGAGGACGUGACGCACUGUCUCGCGCCCACGGCCACACUAACAUUCGUUUGUGUCAGCCUUGUUAAUAGCGUGGAGGUAGGCAUGCAGACUGAUCUUGCCUGGGCGCAUCUGUGUGAUGACUGGGGUAGUCGCUCUGUGCAUGCUGACAUGGGUGGUAAAUGUCACUUUUCCUGGCCCCACACUGAGUCUAAAAAGCUCUCGCCGUGUUUAGCCUUCUUCCAGGCCAGCUUCCAUUCGUUUUGUGGUUGCUGUCAAGAUUUGGAGCAACUCUCGGCGGGUUGCGGUUCUAGCAUUGUUAGCGUUCCGCUUUGUUGCCUGGCACUCCUAUAUACGCCAGGAUGUACUGGAGCUAAACCUCCUACCCUUGGUCUUGGAGCUUGGGCUCUUGGGGUCUGCCAUUGCUUGAAUGACGGCUUGAUUGUCUGCAAAGACGGCGCACUUGCUAGGGGUGUUUGUAGAUGCAUGUUUGUCGAGCGUGCGAACUUGGCGCGGAAGUGUGAUGCUGAACUAGUGGAGCAGUUUUUGAAAGACGAAGGGUUGAGCCUGGAGAGAAGUGGCUUGCUGUGUGCGGAAGAGGGUCCCAUGGGAGACAUAUUGCGGGUUGGAGAUUUUAGAGGAGCGGAGAUUGAUUUCCUAGAGUUUAAGAAGUCUGAUUCUCGAGUUCCUCAGGAACGAAUCGAACGAUAA